AUGGCAACCAGAACCUACGACUCCUCCCUUCCUCCACUCCCCUCAACCGACUUCGACCCAGGCCUUCCUCGCGCCCACCCCCCUUCCACCUCCCAAACCUCCGACCCUGACUGUCCCUUCUGCCACAUUUCCUCCGUCUUUCCGCCAUACAACCCGGCGAGCCCACCGCCCUCAACCUCCCCGCUCCUCAACCCAGCCCUCACCGCCCCGCAACCAUCCACCUUCCUCGUCCUCUCGACACCGCACCUCGUCGCCUUCCUCGACAUUAUGCCUCUCUCGCUGGGACACAUCCUGCUCUGUCCGCGCCCGCACCGGCCUAAGCUGACAGACGUCACGCCCGCCGAGUCGGCCGAGCUGGGGCGGUACCUGCGCGUGCUGUCCGCGGCGGUCGUCAAGGCGACGGGCGUGGGCGACUGGAACGUUGUGCAGAACAAUGGUGCGGCCGCCGCGCAGGUCGUGCCCCACAUGCACUUCCAUGUGAUUCCGCGCCCGGAGCUGAGGGAUCAGCGGAGUGAGCGGUUUACUGCGACCAUGUUUGGGAGGGGCCAGCGGGAUGAGUUGGAUGAAGGUGAAGCGGAGGGGUUGGCGGAAAGGGUGAGGAGGGCUGUGGCGGAGGUGUUGAGGGCGGAUGAGGAGGGUGGUUGGAAGUUGUAG
This is a messenger RNA of Parathielavia appendiculata, 654 nucleotides long. RefSeq names its product HIT-like protein. Gene Ontology annotation, biological process: nucleotide metabolic process. Gene Ontology annotation, molecular function: catalytic activity. The transcript has a single exon. NCBI's taxonomy places the organism in Eukaryota, Fungi, Ascomycota, Sordariomycetes, Sordariales, Chaetomiaceae. The record is from RefSeq and is a predicted model, not a curated record. The coding region runs from base 1 to 654 and encodes 217 amino acids.